CAGGUGCUGGCUGGCAGGGAAGACGCACUGUGAUCCUUGUAAUCAUGCUAAGUAUGACCUAGAUCUACCACAAGCUGUGCGCCAUCGAUCAGGCGCGUUAGCACGGCGUCCGCGCCGUUGCUCUACUCCCUCCGAUAUGUUCGCCUAUUUGUUAACCCGUCAUGGUACGCCGUGAGCAGGAGGAGCAGGCCUGACUUUGCCCACGCCGGCUUUUGCUCUCGUCGCUCUUCCCUCGUCGGAACCUAAACAGAACACGCUACCACCAUCCGAGCCAACCUGCACUUGUCGCACUCGGCGGCGCGCUAACAAACAGCGGACAGUAAGCUCGCGAUGGCUCUAGCGGAGCCCAAGGCGAACGCCAGCGACACCUCGGAGGCUGGCCUGUCGCCCGAAGUGCGCGAAGCCAAACGCAUCCUCGACGAGGCCAACGCGGACAAGACGCCAGAGCGGCCUGAUGGCGAGAACAAGCAGCGAUCCGGGGACUCGCCCCUCGAGACCGGCUCGAAGGUGGUUGACACGGCUUCGAACAGCGACGGGGCGCAGCUGCUGCUCGACGGCGUGACCUCGCUCGUGGACAAACUGCCCCCCUUCGUAAAGGCGCUCGAGGCGGUUGCGCAGAUCCAUCCCGUGAUUGCAGUCGCGGUGGGGGCGUUCAAGGUCGUGAUCGAGCUCGAGGUCAAGCGGAGGGACAAUGACAAGAAGGUCAGCCUACUAUUCCUCGAAAUGAGGAACAUGAUGUCUGCCUUUCUCCAGUUGCAAAGCGUACGUGCGGACCAUGUCGGUCGAGACGGUAUGACGAUCCGAGCUCGGUUACAAGACUUGGUCAAGCGCACUGCGAACGACAUCAAGGAGUGCGCGAACGUUUGCGACACGUACUCGAAGAAGCGUCUUCUCGUCAAGGUCCUCAAGGGUCCUGUAUGGGACGACACACUGAAAGGCUUCGUGCAGCUCUUCACCGACCGCAAGGCCGAGUUCAACUUUGCCAUCGCGAUCCACACGGGUAUGGCUGUCGAUCGUGCGAACGACAAGCUCGAUACCCUCAUGACGAAAAUGGAACUUAUCCUCACGUUCUUCGAACGCUCCGUCCCAUCAUCUCAGCGCACACUCAGCGCCGUCGUUGAGCAGGCCGGCGGGGCAGACGCCGUGCUCCAGCGCCCCGAUAUCCUCCACACCCUCUUAGACCAAGAGCGCACCUUCGAUCUCGCCUCUGACCGCGCACCCGACCCUCGCAUACCCUCUACCCCAAGCCGCAGGGCCUCCAGCAUGGUCGCGGUGCCCGGCUCCAGCCGCGGUGUGUCCCACUCUGGGUUUAACUACUCGCGCGCAGCCGAGACGCAGCGCGCGCGCAGGCGGUCGAACAUUCGCGCGACGGGCCCCAGUGCCAGUGUGGAGAGUCCGUACGGUGGCCUCCCGCAGUCGUACUACGUGACCCCGCAGACGUAUGCGACGCCGCAAUCGUACGCGACGCCGCAAGCGUACGUGACGCCGCAAUCCGCGCCGCAGAUCCGCUCGGUACAAGACCGACGAUCGACGCAAACCCAAGGGCACCGAUAUUACGGUGAUACCCCGCAGGGUUAUGGGAUGCGUGCACCGAGUCCUUACAUGGGGCCGUAUACGCCGAACGUUCCAGUCGACUACGAGCAGGAGAUCGUGCUGUUGAAGCAGGAGCUGGUGCAGGCGCCUGCAGCAGAGAUCAAGAAGAACUUCGAGGCCUACGAGCGGAAGUUCGAGGCACUGAGCAGAGAGUUAGCGGAGGAGAUGAAGAAGUUCGUAUCUCGGGAGGGAGAUAGGGUCAUCAGCUCAGUGCUUGCCGGACCGCAUGACAGGAUAUUGGACCCGGACCUCUACGAAAUUUGGAAAGACAUGCGAUGGCGCGGCAUUGUCAAAGCGCGUCAUCUGGUCCUUGCGAUACACGAUUACUAUCUACAGAAGCGGGAUGAGCAGGAACAGGACAUCAAAGCGCGGAGAAGCCUCAAAAUCGACGGGACCCAGAAGCGUCGCAGUAUCAGUGAAGACGACGCGUGGACGCUCGAAUACAUCGACCUUAUGCACCUCCAGCCCGUCAUCGAAGCACUAGACGAGGAUGCGUCGGGGUACAUUACCAUACAAGAAGUGAAUCAAUUCACGAUGUCCCGGCCUGAAGGAUGGAGUCUCUUACACUGGCUCGCAUAUUGGGCCAUCGGUUGGCAGGUCUGUAUGUCUGCCUACCAACGACGGAUCUUUGCUACGCUCGACGCCAUGUUUGACCUUGUCGAAACCGCUCGCACCGCUAACAAGUCGCAGGUGGUCAAUUAUCUGGAUGCCAGCCGCAGGAUUGUGCUGGACUUGACUCAGAGCUUCCAAAGCAGUGGGGACUGGCAUAUCCACCUACCUCGCUUCCAAGCGUAUAUGGACCGGGAGGAAGUACGUCUGCGGGAGAGCUUGGAGACUUUCAGGUUCGAAAUCGAUGCACAGGAUACGCUCGCCCUGAUCAACGGACGGAAGAGUCUAGAGAGGAACCUCUUCCCCCUGUUGUACCUACUGUUGUCUCGCCACUAUGACGUGAUGAGGCUAGCUCAGGUGCACAUACUACACAUCGACGAACUGACCGACGCCCAAGAGUCCCUUCACGUCGUCAAGGACGGAUUCGAUUUACGCCGCAGCGAGCUAUCAGCCUUAUUCCAGCAGCGACGCCUGUAUGUUACCCAAGAAAUCGACGAAUUUGCAUGCGGGAUGUUCGCAUCCAGUAUGUAUAAUCCCGUUGCCAAUGUCUGGGGCGAAGAUGCAAGCAAGAUCGCUGGGCUCAGCAAAGAUUUCCCACGUAUCAGCAUCCUCAAGUAUCUCGUACAUCGGGAGGAUUUCUACCCCAUCAACGAGGACGGCCUUUCUGAAAUCGAGGACACUCAAGGCAUCGAUGACUCGCUCAGGCCAAUUGUGGGACAAUGGGUCGCUGUCCGUGAUUACGUCGACGAUGGUUUGGGUGCACCCAUGCUCAAUGUCCAUUUUCAUCCAUCUCUCAUGAGCAGGACCCAAGUUAUCGCCGAGCCAACGCUACUAUAUCCUUGGCGUUGCACUCGUGCGACUAUUGUCGGGGAACGCAUCUCACCAUCAGACACCAAUUUAGUGUUCGCCUUCACAGUGACAUUCAACACGACAUCUCUCCAAACAGAGUAUUGGAGGCUGACGCUGUCGGAUGAUAGCGACACCUUGACCGGCGAAUCUGACUUCGUGCCCGACAUCUCUAGUCCGGACGGAUGCCACGUCGUGAUGAAGAAGGGAAUUUCCGUUGAGACCAUGGCCUUCUACCCGUCGCCGAAGCAAUUAGAGGCGAACAGAGCGCAAGCAUGGUGGCAGUUCGCGAUCUCCGCGGUACGCUCCCAGGUCCGGCAACGAACGAUAUCUUGGGCGCGCAUCAAGUACCACCGCGAUGAGCGGCGUCGUCACUCCUCCUUCGUGCAUCGCGAGACCUUCGGAGGCCGACUUCACCCCGAGGACCUCCAGGAGCUGCACCGACUUACCCGCCGCACCUCACCGGCAGAGCUACACCGUAGGGCUCACGCCGCUGUGGAGCCCGCAAAGUACGCUUGGAUCCUCCCACCAUGCUCCGGCAGCGGCGUCGAUUGGGCGACCAAAUGCGGUAAGCUGAUGAAGACGACCACGCCCAUGCUCCGGUGCUAUACGUGCACACCCGAACCUGGAUACCACAGGUUCGGCGCUGCUUUCUGCAUUGAUGACCCUGCUUGCUUUCAUGGGGUCCACGGCCGACUGCCAGGCGACGGCACAACUCAUUGUGUAUUGAAGACGCGGCUAGAGGGGUGGGCCAUCGCGGAAGAUGACCAGGUGAUAGGUGAAAAGGUGGAGGAGCUUCUGAAUCGGAUCAAGGCUACAGUGGAUUUGUUAACGAAGGAGGGAGAUGAUUCACCAGUCGAAGGGCCAUUCUCGCCCCACCGCCUGUCGACAAUCGGCGAGCUCACCGAGGAUGAUAUCACAGACGUCGAAGAGCGACAACUAGACUCGGUGGCUAGUCCGAAGGCAUCGAACAUUGGCUCUUUGCCUCCCCCGAUCGAGGAUGCUCUAUUCCGGACCGACAUAAAGCCCCCAGCACACGAACCGAUUGCUCCAAGGUUGCGUAACGAAACAUCACCAUCGACUGAUUCCCUAAUACAGCGGCCUAGCUCGCUUUCUGAUACCACAAUUGUGACCGACAGUGUACGCACGCUAUCGCCGCCCCUUACCGACCAUUUCAUCCUAAGGACGACUAUCAGCAACUGCGUGGGAUGCGGUAGCAAAGUGACCUUGGCGUGCUGGUUGUGCGUGGACUGCCCAGACCAUGUCUUCGUCUGCCUGUCCUGUGACGAGAGUGAAGGCGGUAUCACGGCUGGACAGCACAAGGAGACGCACACUCUUGCGCAGCUUUACCGUCCCCCCCUGGAAGGCUCCCCGCCUUUCGACCUCAGACAAUUGCCUAGUCGCAGGGGCAGCGCAGACUCCGACGACCGUUUCUAUGAUGGCGAUCUUGAUUGGGUCAAGGACGGCGCAGGAGACAACACAGUCGUGCCCUGGGGACCAGCCGCUAGUGGUAGCGCGACUGAGUCGUCAAUGAUCGCUUUGGGAGGGCGGAUUACGAGGAUAGAACAGAGGUUUGGGGCAGUGGAGGAUAGACUGGGCCGAAUGGAAGGCAUGCUUGAGGCGGCGUUGUCUCUGCUCCGCACAGUCCGUAACCCUCAAGAGCCGCGGGGACCGGAGGAGAACGCGGGAGAUUCCUCACCUAAGAUGUAGUGUAGCCUGUCGCUGAAUGCAGGACUUCGACGCAACGCAGUAGCAAGAAAGACAUUGUACAUCAGCAGAUACGGGGAUGCCCCGUGAACGCGAACAACGGUUCCAGCACAUCACGAAUACAUACAGAAUGACUUCUAUACUUCCACGUUCGACUCCGGCCUAUCUUGCGUCCUGCUUACUGCAGCGAGGGCCUUCGCACCCGUUCCUGCUGCGUCCUCGACAUACGUCCACCUCUUCAAGAAAUGACCGCGUCUCUCAAGCUCCGCGAAUAUCAACCUCCGGUACGCCUCUACCCCCACCAAACUCCCGCCAAAGCAUAGAAUCGUUUGACUCGCCUUGACCUUCCGUGCCGGGUACUCCGUCCCGUCAUCCUCUUCUGGUCUCAGAAGGACACAUAUCUGGUCGACGAGCUCGCGAGUCGUGUGCGCGAGGACGCGCAGGGCGAGCGCGUCUUUGUCCUCGAACGCGGCGGCGAAGACCAGAGGAGCGAGCGAAGACAGCCGCUUCUCGCGCACCAUCUUCGUGUACGCAGGUGCGUCCUUCUCCUCCUGAUCUGACAAGCCAGGUGCAGGGGUGGGGAGCGGGUCCGGCCAGUGGAUGACGGUGAGGAGCUCGAAGACGUCCGUGACACCGAAAUAGUCGAGAACGCGGUCCUUGAGGGUGCUGUCCGUGUUGCGCCGCUCUGGGGCGACGACCGACGCGCAGUCCGCGUCCCACAGGAUCUGCCUUAUCGCCUCACGCCCUACGUGGAAGCCGCCUCCCUCAUCGCCCAGGAUCCAUCCCCAGCCCCCGACGCGUCCCAGCUCCUCGAGCCCGGCACCCUGCCCCUGUUUGAAGCUGACCACAAUCCCGCCCGUUCCGGAAACGCAUCCUAUUGCCGCAGUCACGUCGUCGUACAUGCUCAGGGGCGACGCAAGGAGGUGGGUAUCGUUCGCGACGACCGGCUCUACGCCGAGCAACGCGGUGAGUGGGGGUAUAAGUCGCGCGAUCGCCGCCGCGCUAUCGACGCCGGAUACCCCCAACCAUGCCGUUGCAAACAGGGGCUUGUCCGCCGGGGGUGGUAGCGUAACAUUGUCCCUCGAAGCUGGCAGAAACGAUUGGAGGGCAGAAAUGACUGCCGCGG
Molecule: messenger RNA, 5881 nt
Organism: Dichomitus squalens LYAD-421 SS1
Lineage: Eukaryota; Fungi; Basidiomycota; Agaricomycetes; Polyporales; Polyporaceae
Exons: 13
Coding region: 331-4758 (1475 amino acids)
Source: RefSeq, a predicted model, not a curated record